This is a messenger RNA of Lates calcarifer (barramundi perch), 2997 nucleotides long. RefSeq names its product vestigial-like family member 2a (gene vgll2a). The coding region runs from base 244 to 1110 and encodes 288 amino acids. The record is from RefSeq and is a predicted model, not a curated record. The transcript has 4 exons. Gene Ontology annotation, cellular component: nucleus. NCBI's taxonomy places the organism in Eukaryota, Metazoa, Chordata, Actinopteri, Centropomidae. Gene Ontology annotation, biological process: regulation of transcription by RNA polymerase II.
UAUUAGAGGGAGGGGUGAGGAGUGAAGGGAGGAGGAGGCUGGAGGAGUUGGAGGGGGAGUUCUCUCCGCUGCGCCCUAAGCCGCAGUCCAGUGCGUAAAGAGCGCAGAGCAGCGCAGCAGAGGGACUCUCUCUCUCUCUCUAACUGUCCUCUCCUCCACGGUCCGGGAUUACAGUUUUCCUCUCCGUCCGAACAGACCUGCUCUCUCAAAUGACGCUUGGUUCUUCUCCGUGAUUUCUUCGCCAUGAGCUGCUUGGAUGUGAUGUACCAAGUGUUUGGUCCUCAGCCUUAUUUCAGCUCCUACAGCCCCUAUCACCACCAGAAACUGGCCUUGUAUUCCAAAAUGCAAGAGCCCCAGGACAGCGGCAGCCGGCUCGGCCCCCUGGGGCCCCCGGCGAUCAAAGAGGAGGACAAGGAGCUGCCGCCGGGAGCUGAGUACCUGAGCUCCCGCUGCGUCCUCUUCACCUACUUCCAGGGCGACAUCAGCGCCGUGGUGGACGAACACUUCAGCCGAGCACUCAGCCAGACGACGGCGUACCCCGCCUCCAGCAGCCACAAGGCCGUAAGAGAUGGAUCAUUCCCAAUGAGCCAGAGAAGUUUCCCUCCAUCUUUCUGGAACAGCUCUUACCAGCCGUCCGUCUCCUCCACGCUGGGCAGCGCUCUGUCAGCUCCCCACACAGAGCUCUCCUUCCCUGGGGACCCGUACUCCUCCGCCUCCCUGCACAGCCACCUCCACCAGCCCAGCCCGGACGCCUGGCACCCGUCCCACCACCACCACCAUCACCACCACCACCCGUACUCGCUAGGCAGCGCCAUAGGCACCCAGGGCUCGGCGUACUCGCGCCCGGGCGUCCACGAGAUGUACGGCUCGGCGUUCGACCCGCGCUACGGCUCGCUGCUGGUGCCGUCGGUGAGGCCUCACCACCGGCUGACGUCCAGCAGCUCGGUACCGGGGCCCAGCGCCUCGCCCUGCGACCUUGGGGGGAAGGGGGAGUCGGGGACAGGGUCGAGCUGGAGUGGCGCCUUCACCGGAGCCGGAGCAGAGAUCGGACUCAACAUGGACGCAGGUCUACAGGCACAGGAUAAGAGCAAGGAUUUGUAUUGGUUUUAGAGACUGCUGAUCCUCUCCUCCUCCUCCUCCUCCUCCCUGCACUCCACCUCCUCCUCACUUCUCUCCUACUUUUCCUCCAAUCCUGCUCUGCUCUGUUUGCUCUGCUGCUGUUAUGGGAUGACUGACAGAGAAACUGACAGCAGUUUUUUUGUUUUUUUUUGUAACGGCUUCUGGUCUACUUGCAGCUCUGUGUUACGGUGGACUGUGCAGCAGCAGCAGCAGCGCAGCCCUGCUGAGCUGAAAGCCGACAGUGUGGAUACAAAGCAAGCCAAAAAAAAAAAAAUGUAAAAAGAGAAAAAGACUCGCAGAGAGGAGCGAGAGCGAUUCUGAUCUUGACGGAUGUGGACAAAGACCGAGAGACUUCUUUGUGCUUCUGUAACAGGGCAGGGACAACAUUCCUAAACUGGGAAAAAAAGAGAAAAAGUCUGGGGACAGACGGACAGAGACACAUGUGUUGUCAAACUCCAGAGAGACAAGCGCUCAGCUUGAAGGACUUGGCAGGACUUGCCUCAACUGGGACAACUGGGCUGCAGACACUGGGAGUGUGUUAUGGCUGGAGGAAAGGCCGAGCUGGUGUCGAGGAGGCCACACGGCAAGAGUUUGGCAGACGGCGAAAGGCAGGAGGAGUCCGAAACACUUUGGUUUACACGCAACAGUGAUUCAACCCAAAUAUCCCCUUUGUCUUUAUGUCAGGGCACGGUUAAAAGUUUAAACAGUUUUGCAUGGAUUUCAAAUGACAUCACGUUGUUUUAAAGCACAACUUCAGCUGCGUCCCAGCUCCAUACGAUGUUCCAACUCUGAGCAGGUUUGAAAACAAAAUAAAAGUCUGCUCAAAAAAAAGUUUGAAUGCAGAAAUCCUCUUGAUUUAUGACUGUGCAGCCGCCACACAAGUGAAGCAGCUGCUUAAAAAAAAAAAAAAAAAAAAAAAACUAAGAUGCACUGGCGAGACAGCCACAGGAAGAUCUGAUGUUGUUAACUGGCAAAGUCAGAGUUUGACCAACAUCCAUCGAGGCUGUUGAUACAAAACACAGUAAUGCCCUUCACUAUUAGUAUGUAGUAUGGAACUGGGACGCAGUUGUCGCCUCAGAAAGGUGCUGCACUGACCACAUGGAUUUGGUGUUAAAUCUCUUAUCAUAAAUGGAAUAAUCCGCUCUGUGUGAGUUUAAAUUUCAAGCUGUGCAUUACCUUCACAGGACAAUAAGUUUGGUAAUUGGUCAAUUGUUUACGUCAUUAAUCAAGCACUAAACGUGUGAGGAUGCAGAGUGAAUACUUUCAGGGUUUGGACUGUUUAUUAUACAAAACAUAAGCAAGUUAAUGUUGUCGUCUCCAGCUCAGCAGACAUUUUACAGAGUAAACAAUUCAAUCAACUGAAAUAUAAAGGACUGAUUAACAGAUUAUUACAUUUAAAUUACAUUAUAUUGACUCAUCCAGCGACUUUAAAGUGAAGGACAUCACUAAAGCUUCAGUGCAGUAGGAGACCUUGAGGUAAACACUAAGUGCUACAUCUAUGAGGCAAAGUGCAAGAAGAUAAAUUGAACAAGUGCAGCACAAGUGAAUAGUUGCAGCUUUAAUUGACAGACUUUUUUCUACUAUUUCUUAGUUGAAAUAACUGAGCUGUUAAAGACUCAACCUAACCUCAGUUAGCUUGUUUUAACUGUUUCAACUUACAAACAAAAGAAACCCCAACAUGCAAAAGCCCAAAUAAACAUCCUCAGGUGUUAAGAAAUCUCUAUUUGAUUGGAACUUUUUUAAAAUGCACAUUUUCAGAACACAGCAGCUGCUGGCGAACAGUCACCUCCUGUGUCCAUGUUGAUAUUUAAGUCAGUGUAAACUGUUUAAGAGCCUUUAACCUGCCGCUGAUACGAGGAUAAUGUGGAUAUGUUGACG